AUGUCUUUGUCACGUUACGAAACAUAUACUCGUGAACAACAAAAUGCUUUUGUUAAUCAUCUUCUUGCAACGAUCUAUGAAAACUAUGAAGCAACUAGAAGAAUUCAAUCAGUUGUCGAAGGAAUUCAUCGAAUCGUUAUCACGAUUUUAGUUUUGCUUGUAAUUUGUAUCUCAAUCGGAUUAAUUUAUAUCGUAGUAAUCGGCUGUCGUAGGUAUCAGGCAAUGAAUCGUCAGGUUUUGCAUAGGCCUAAAUCUGAACCUAUUGAAAUUUGA
Molecule: messenger RNA, 273 nt
Organism: Dracunculus medinensis (Guinea worm)
Lineage: Eukaryota; Metazoa; Nematoda; Chromadorea; Rhabditida; Dracunculidae
Source: the annotation of a GenBank genome assembly